Caenorhabditis elegans is the source of this 4147-nucleotide messenger RNA. It is a transcript of the gene usp-48, whose product is annotated as Ubiquitin carboxyl-terminal hydrolase usp-48. The record is from RefSeq and is marked reviewed. Gene Ontology annotation, molecular function: cysteine-type deubiquitinase activity. Bases 10 to 3798 code for a protein of 1262 amino acids. Lineage: Eukaryota; Metazoa; Nematoda; Chromadorea; Rhabditida; Rhabditidae. The transcript is spliced from 10 exons. Gene Ontology annotation, biological process: protein deubiquitination. Gene Ontology annotation, cellular component: chromosome; nucleus.
UUUCAGAAAAUGACAAAGGAGACUGACAAAAAGCCAAAAGAACGUCCGAAUCAAAGAAAAGUUGCAUUUCGAAAUGAAGCAAUAAAUGCAUUAGUAAAUACAGAUGAGGACCAAGUCACAUUUUCGAAAGCAAUGGAAGUUGCCAAAUUAGAUUGUCAAAAGUGUCUUCUACACGAUAUGCAUAGUUCAAAGUCAUCGAAUUGUCGCGAUAAUCCAUUUUGUAUACAUCGAUUAGGACUCGAGAAGUUUGAAAAGUUGAUAACUCAGGAGCAGGAAACUAAAGAAGAAGCGAAAAAAGAUCAAAAGCGGAGAGAUCUGAAUGAUCAACCAGCCGGGCUUAUCAAUGGAGGAAACUUUUGCUAUGUGAAUAGUUUUCUUCAAGUCUGGUUCAACGUUCCUGAGUUCCGGCAGUUGAUCUAUGAUUUCCGACCAUCGGAGAACUUUGUUCCGCCAGAAGCUCCAAGAAUGAAUGUUCAAGCAACUAUGCUCGCGCUUCAAGACAUUUUUUAUACACUACAGACAACUCCUUUCAACGAGACCGACAAAACUUCGAAUCUUGGGAAAUUACUUCGAUUGAAUUCAGAACAACAAGAUUCUCAGGAAUUCGGAUUAAAAUUCUUCAAUGCACUCGAACGAUGUCUUCCAGAUCAUCCGAAUGGAAAAGAAACUUUGAAAAGAUUAAAAGAUCUUUUCACUGGAGAGACUUGUACUCGAAUUGUAUGCAAAUGUGGACAACGAUCUGAACGGGAAGAAACAGCAAUCUCAUUGACUUUGAAUAUUGAAGGUUAUUGCACACUUCUAGAUGCUCUUGAUGCUUACUUUGGAGAAGAACAUCUGGACGACUUCAAAUGCUCAAAAUGCAAUAAAACUGGAGAUGUUUCGAAGCAAUCCGAUUAUGUUAAGCUACCUCCUGUCAUUGUGAUUCAGCUCAAUCGAUACAAAUACACAUCCAAAGGGCGUCAAAAGUUAAAAACACCAAUGGCAUAUCCAAGAGAAAUUCCAGCAAAAGCAUUUCAAAGAACGAAUAAUUCAAUUCCUCCGCCUGCUGAGAUGUAUGAUCUUUUCGCAGUUACCAUCCACGAAGGCAAUAACGCUGAAUGCGGGCAUUACUAUGAUCUUAUCAAAUCACCGCUCAAUCAGAAAUGGUAUCGGUACAAUGACGAGGCGAUCGAAGCCAUCCCAAAGCCACCUGGAACUGAGAAACCCACCACAGCAAAAACUGAAAAAUCACGGAAAAAAGAUAAAGAAAAAUAUCCAACGGAUCAAAAAGCAUGUUAUGGACUUCUUUACCGGAGACGUGAUGCAUUUAAACCACUUCCACAUCCAAAACUUCCUCCAGAAGAAUUGAUUAUUGACUCGAAAACUGAGAUCGAAGAAUUAUUCGAAGGAUUGACGAAAAAGAAAAUUGAGAAGAGUGAAAAGAGAUUGUAUGAUCUUGAGAGACGGAUUAACAAGGUGAAGAUUUCGUAUGGAAAGCUGGAAACACAUAGCGAUAAAUAUAAAGAAGCAAAUGAAGUUGUCUUUUUGCCAACAACUCUUCUGCAGGAUGUAUUAGCUCAGGAAUAUGAAGUUGCAAAAGGAGAAAAGAAGAAAAAGAAGAAAGAAGCAUCGGAAAAUGAGGAGAAAAAGAAAAAUGAAGAGGAUGAAGCAUUGUCCGCCGCGAUCGCUGCAUCUGAAGCCGAUCAGAGAGAUAAAGCUUCGUCUGAACCUUCAACUUCUGCUGCUGCAACAGAAGCAGGAGAUGAUGAGGAGUUGAGAGCAGAAAGUGAAACACCGAAUCCUGAAAAUGCUGAAUCAACACAAGUUGCUAUCAUGGAAACAGAUGAGAUCAUGGAUACAACUCCCACAAAAGAUAUUGAUAUUCUCGCGAAGGCAAUGGAAGAUAAUGCACUCCCAACCGUUGAGGUGCCACAACCAGAACUCAAAAAACGAACUCGUCAGCAGAAUGGAGAAGUCAAAUACGUGUAUUCUCAACGAACUCCUAGAAAAAGCCAUAAUGGGACGAAUGGAACUAACUCGAGUCCCCAGAAACAACCGGUUUCAUCACGAGUUGCGGCUCUGCUGAGUUCUCAUGAAAUUCCAACAUGUGGUCACGGAAAGAUGUCAAUCGAUCCAAUUCUUUACGGAGAUGUCAAAGCAGUAUCACGGGCUCCAGCAAUCGCCUUGCUCCGUGAGUAUGACUUUCGAGUGAAAAUCGUGUAUGAUAAUGGAGAGAACGUUUUCCCGGAAAAUGAAAAGGAACGAGAUGUUUUUAUUUUCACAGCAGAAGACAUUUGUAUGGAAUGUGUGAGGGAAAUGCGUGAGGAAGGAAAUUUUAACAAUCAACUGGAAGACGAUGAAAAGCUUGUUCGACGUAUUCUGAAAGAAGAAAAGCAACGGUGUUCUGUGAAAUGCCCUUCCGAACGGCCCGAUGGAUACCUUUACGUAGCUAAAUUUGCACUUUCCAACUUCAAGAAGUCAGCCAUGUCAGCUCGCGAGAACCGACUUGCUCAAUCACAUAACAAACAAGGAACACUUCAUUUUGACUCUCAUCCGAUGCAAAAAUCGAAUUCUGGCUACCUAACGUUGUCGUUGAAAAGGACUCGAGGAAAACCUCGCAAAUCAUUGUCGGAGAUUCCUGAAAAGAUGCAGAAGCUUGAUGAAAUUGGAUCGAAAGAAUUGCCAGAUGAGAUUAUUGCUGAUGAAGAAGAAAUUUCGGAAAAUAUGGGAUCCGAUAUACCAACAAAACCGGUGGAGUCGAUAAAUCCAGAUGCGCUUGUUCCCUUCGAGAAGAUUGAAUUUAAUUCAGAGCUUCGUUGUUCACACGGAGGAAUCAAUUUUAAUCAAUUCAGACUAUCUGUUUCUCCCGAAGAGUGGGCUCAUUUAAAAGUCUAUUUCGAUGAAUGUUACGAGGUGAAAUGUUCGGACGACGUGUGUGAUCAGUGUCGACAAAUGGAGGUUGACGCACAAAACGGAUCCGAGAACAUGCGUGGGUUGGUCAGAGAGAUGCGCAAACGAAUCAGUGACACAUUAAAAACCGUUGAAUCAAGAGCUGAAUCUAAAGAAGAUGGUGCAGACAUAAAGUAUGGAAUCUGUAGUGUCUUUAUAGAUAAGCUUAGAAAGCUGACGAGUCGACAAUCUACGAGUCCGCCAUCUAUCUGCCAAGAGUGCCUUCUUUGUCCACAUCAGCAGCCGUUUAAAGGAUUUUUGAAUGAAGAUAAUCACAAAGAUUCACACGUCGUCGGUCUUACCGAAGAGGAAUGGAACACGUUUCUUACAGAAAUAAGGAAACUUGAAGAAGCUGGUGAUGAUCAAUCGAUUGCGGUAGAUCCUUGUCCAAUCCCCAUUGAAAAUGGUCAAAUUGUGGACAUGUGCGAAAAGUGUUUUGAGCAACAUAUAAAGUUCACUGAAGAACAGAAAUACAUGUUUGAAAAUGAGAAUAUAUAUGUGAAACUUGUGAAUUUGAAUGUCGAGGAAGAUAUUGCGAAGGCGAAUGGGAAAGCUAGAAGAGGACGAGCUAAGAACUUGUAUGCUAUAAAGAUGUCCUCGACGAAUAAGCUGAUGGAGCUGAAAGUUCAAUUGUAUGAUAAAACACACCAAUUACCAAACGAUCAACUAUUGUAUCGUACAGCCGGCGGUGAACAGUUUGAUGUUAGCAACAAUCAGAAAACAUUGUUCGAUCUUCGUCUUUCUCCAAAUAAUAACGAUAAUCCUCUCAUCCUGAUUGCUCAACAGUUUUCUCCAUCUGCGUCUCAAGCUGAUGAAACUGGUGAUCGUGCCCCGGAGCGUGGUUUCGUGGAUACAGCGCUCGCUCAUUGAUAUUUUUUCACAGACAAUGUUUAAUUCUUAUAGCAUUUUCUGCAACUUAAAGUAUAACUAUGUCUAGAUUUUGAAACUUUUAUUUGUUUGCCAUUUCUUUUGCCCCCGAUCCCCGUAUUAUAAUAGCCUCCAAAUAUCGUCUCCGCUUUCUCCCGCCCCUUUUGUUCGCUGGAUCUCCAUCUAUUUCUGACUUUAAGUUAUCUUUUAUUCCUGGGUUUUUCUUCGAGUUGAAGGAGUUGAAAUGAUACACUUAUUAUUCAAGUGUCUGUGUCUAGCCGAUUUACUUGUAGCAUCAUGCUAGAUACCAGAAUGUGAAUGAUUUCUCUGAAAAUAAAUCAUUUGAUAUUUG